CGUCUUCCUUCCUCCGGCCUUCCUCCUCGGCGUGGUUUUGGUUUUGUUGUUUUUUGGGUGUGCCCCAGUUCCCAGAUUCUUUCUUUUCUUGUUAUCGAGAAUAUUCAAACGGCGAAGAAAAGAAUCCAUAUGGCCAUUUACGAGUAACCACUGUUUGUGCUCUCUGCGAGAAAAUUCAAGUAUUCAGUAUCAUUUUCUUUAUGGGUUCUAUUUUAUUUCUCUUUCCACUUCUUUGGCUAGCCUUACAUGGGAAACAGAGCCGUGAAGCAACCACAGGAACAAAGGGGAGAAAUCUUCUUGAAGAUAGUGCCUCCUUUGGACCAAGCAUACCUUAGAUGGCUCGCUCGUGAUCUCGAGAGGAUUCAUGGCUUCACCCCAAGAAAUCCUCGUGCCGUGAAGCCUCCGGAUCACUACAUAGAGUUCAUGCGCUUGAAUGGAUGGUUGGAUGUGAGUUUAGAUGAUCCAGAUCUCGCACAUUUAUUCAAAUAGCCAUUAUCUUGCAAAUUUGAAAGUGUACCAGUGUGAAGUAUCUAUCCUCUAUCUUCUUGUAGUGGUAGUUCAAAGUUCAAAGACUCUCAUCUGUCAUUUGGAGGUAAUUCUUUUUAUAUCAAGCAGUUGUCCAUUAGCAAUUUCUGAUAAUGAGGAAUUAUGGAAUAAAACUGUGUGGUGGCCAAACUGUCACUUCAGUCUAAUGUUUGUAAUGUCAUUAUUUACUCCAUGGAUGAACUUAAUUAAACGACUUUACUUCAGUUGAAAAUUACGUUCUUUAUCAGCAA
Benincasa hispida (wax gourd) is the source of this 776-nucleotide messenger RNA. RefSeq names its product aspartyl/glutamyl-tRNA (Asn/Gln) amidotransferase subunit B. The record is from RefSeq and is a predicted model, not a curated record. NCBI's taxonomy places the organism in Eukaryota, Viridiplantae, Streptophyta, Magnoliopsida, Cucurbitales, Cucurbitaceae.